This is a messenger RNA of Ananas comosus (pineapple), 1874 nucleotides long. RefSeq names its product hydroquinone glucosyltransferase-like. The record is from RefSeq and is a predicted model, not a curated record. The coding region runs from base 234 to 1685 and encodes 483 amino acids. The transcript is spliced from 3 exons. NCBI's taxonomy places the organism in Eukaryota, Viridiplantae, Streptophyta, Magnoliopsida, Poales, Bromeliaceae. Gene Ontology annotation, molecular function: UDP-glycosyltransferase activity.
AUGUAUUAUUAAAUUGGAAAGAAAUGACGUCACCAAACACGUCCGCAACACAUGGAGCCAAAGACGACUGAGCCGAGAACAUCGCCCACACUGUUUUGCCCUUCCUUAACUAUGCGGAGCUUCCGGCAAAAUCAACACAACUCAACCUUAUAUAAUCUGACAGCAGAGAGCUCCAAACAUAUCUCUGUUCUGCACCGUACGGCAGUCUACUCAAAUAUUACCAUAUUAAUCAUAUGGCUGUCGAAGGAAAUGAGAGCCAGCGGCGGCCUCACGUGGUCCUGCUCUCAUCGCCGGGGAUGGGCCACGUGAUCCCGCUGGCGGACUUCGCCGUCCGCCUCGCCGCCGCCCACGGCUUCUCCGUCACCCUCCUCACCUUCUCCAACUUCGACUCCCCUGCGCACGCCGCCUUGCUUGCCUCCCUCCCCUCCGACUCCGUCACCUCCGUCUCCCUCCCCUCCAUCUCCCUCUCCGACCUCCCCCCCGACUCCCCGGUCGACGUCCACCUCUGCGCCCUCCUCGACCGAUGCCUCCCCGUCCUCCGGGACGCCUUCCUCUCCUUCCAAAACCCCGCCGCCGCCUUCGUCUGCGACCUUUUCGGAUCCAAUACGCUGCCGCUGGUGCGGGAGCUCGGCGUGCCGGGCUACAUAUUUUUCGCUCCCAGCCUUACGAUGCUCACCCUCGGGCUGCACCUGCCCCGGCUCGACGAGACCAUCGACGUCGACUUCGAAGACCUCCCCGACCCCGUCCGCCUGCCCGGCUGCGUCGCCUUACGCGGGACGGACUUACCUGACCCCUUCCUCAAGAAGUCACACCCCGCGUAUGCUCCGUUCGUCCGGAUCAUGAGCAAGUACAGCGAUGCGGCGGGGAUUCUGGUGAACAGCUUUGAGGAGAUGGAGCCGGAGGUGCUGAAAGCCAUCAGAGAGGAGGAGCAAGUGGAAGCAGGGAGGCCGCCGGUCCACCUGGUGGGUCCGAUGGUCCGGUCCGGUUCGGACGAGACGGAUGAGUCGGGGUGCCUGGAGUGGCUUGACCGGCAGCCGGCCGACUCGGUUUUAUUCGUGUCUUUCGGAAGUGGCGGCUCCCUAUCGACGGAGCAGAUGCAGGAGAUGGCACUCGGGCUGGAGGCCAGCGGCCAGCGCUUCCUUUGGGUUGUCAGGCGUCCCAGUGACAAAGAAAAGAACGCCGCUUUCUUCACAACAGGAAACAAGGACGAUGCGUCGAACUACCUUCCUGAGGGCUUCUUGGAACGGACAAAGGACUUGGGCCGCAUGGUGCCGUCGUGGGCGCCGCAGGUCAGUGUGCUGGCCCACCCCGCGACCGGCGGCUUCUUCUCGCACUGCGGCUGGAAUUCGACGCUGGAGAGCACCGUGCACGGUGUGCCGAUGAUCGCGCACCCGCUCUACGCCGAGCAGCGCUUGAAUGCCGUGCUGCUCGCCGAGGCGGUCGGAAUCACCAUCAGGCCGCGGGCCAGAGAGCCCUACGGCGUCGUCGGCAGGGAGGAGAUCGCGGCGGCGGUGAAGGAAUUGAUGCAGGGGGAGAAGGGCAAGGCGCUGCGCCAUCGCGCCAAGGAGCUGCAGGAGGCGGCGGCGAGGGCGCUCGCGCAGCGGGACGGGUCCUCAUACAAGGCGCUGCAGGGACUUGCCAAUAAGUGGAAGGAGAGAGCUAGCCGGCGCGUAGCAAAUGCUUAAAAUGAUCUUAUAAAAUAUUGUUGGUGGAUCAAUAUUAAUAAUCUACGAGUUAGUAAUUUAAUGUUGUGUCUUAUUAUUACUAUCUAUCAUAAGUUUUCUAUUGUGACUCUCCACUUUGCAAGAUAUUUUGUAAAUAUUUUGUAAACAAACGAUUUCUUGGGUCCUUCAAUAAAAACUUAUAUUAAAAUC